AUGAAGCAUGCUAUUUUCCAGUACUGGGAUGACAAACUUGCCAUAGGAGCUGAGAAGUGGGCCAGACAGUGUACUUAUGGAAACAACGAAGAAGCGAAAUUGUAUCGACACAUUCCUUCGUAUUAUUAUCCAGUCGGUCAGAAUGCAGGCUUUGAUGGCAGAGGAUGGAAAACUAUCUUCUGGGCAUGGGACAGAGAAAAAGAGUUUUACAAACUGGUGUCGUUAAUCCAAGGGUCCUGUUUCAGUUACGGGGUGUGGCCUUACAAGACAAAAAGCUACAAAUUUCCCGGCCCGUCACCUUAUCCCUUCUUCGGGACUCUUACACAAUUGUUGUCUAAGGGAGUUGACGAAUUCGACUCUGAAGUCAUCAAGAAAUAUGGCAAAGUAUCGCUAACAUGGGCUUGCCGUCAACCACAGCUCCUUGUCGCCGACCCGGACAUGGUGCGGGAAAUCAACAUUAAACAGUUCCCAAACUUCGUCAACCGAGUCGUCACUCGAGGAAGAUUUGCGAUGACUGACAUAGAACGAAAUCAGCUGACGAUGCUUGAAGAUGAUCACUGGAAGUUUGUCAGGGCCACUUUGACUCCUGCCUUCAGCUCGGGUAGGACUCCGAGAGGUAAGACUCUAUUGCAUCACUGGAAAUGUGUCAGGGACCACUUUGACUCCUUCCUUCAGCUUGGUAGAUUCAAGAGAUGGUUCCAUUACUUCAAAAACUGUACAGCUAACUUGAUGGACAUUAUCGCUGAGCGCUCCAAGCGUGGGGAAAGCUUUGGACUGGUGUUUCCUUUCGUUGCCAGAAUCUUGCAGUACUUCAACAUAAGUUCCAUGCCAAAGGAGUCUCAGCAGACGAUAGACGUGAUAAAGAGGGAUGUGAAGAGCAACAUUGAACAAAGAAAGCAACAAGAAGCUAAAAGGCGUGAUCUCCUACAGCUUAUGAUUGACGCACGCGCUGAUGACAUCGACAAGUCAGAAGAUAAGGUUGACGCAAAAUAUUUGGAGAACAAUAUUAAACACCAAAGAAAGGGUUUGACUGAGGCCGAAAUAAUGGCACAAUCCUUCAUUUUCCUGGUGGCUGGAUACGCGACUACGGCCGGAACAAUGAGUUUGCUAGCUUACAACCUCGCUCUUCAUCCCGAAUGUCAGGGACAAGUCAUAGAAGAAAUCGACAGCGAGAUCGGUGAAGAAAAGCCGACCUACGACAACGUGACCAAUCUGCAUUAUUUAGACAUGUGUUUGUCUGAGACGCUGAGGUUGUUUCCAGCCACAAGCAGAACGACUCGAGAGGCUAAAGACGACAUUGUUAUAAAAGGGCACCUGAUUCCUAAAGACAUGGCCGUCCAGUUCCCUGUCGGCUAUCUUCACCGUAACCCGGAACACUGGCCAGAGCCGGAAAAAUUCAAACCGGAAAGAUUUACCCCUGAGGAGAAGGCUAAAAGACACCCGUAUGUCUACAUGCCGUUUGGCGUCGGUCCAAGAAACUGUGUCGGUAUGAGACUGGCGCAGCUCGAGGCCAAAAUGGCGAUCGUAACGAUUCUGCAGAAGUUUCGGUUUGUCAGGAGCGUGGAUACCGAAGUACCUAUAAAAUUUACAAAAAUCGGACUGAACGACCCAGUGAACGGGAUUUGGCUGAAGAUCGAGUCUCGUAGUGGUCACGAAUAGUGGAAUAACAGAAGUCCCUGAUGACCAAGUAAAACACAUGUUGCCACAGAAAGAUAUAUAUAUAUAUACGCGCUAUAUACAGAAAUUAGAUUGAUGAUGAAGAGCGUUUUGGUCGCAGAUUUUCAUGCAGAAAAAAAAAGGAAGGCGUGGCUUGUUCUCCUUCCUUUGCUUUGGUUUUCCAUUGUAACUAAAACUCGCAAUACUGAAUCGAUCACUCUAAUUGUCCAGCUUAUUUUUAGUAGAUGGAACUUCUCUGUACAAAUAUUUCACUGUCUGGUCACUACCUGUGCAUUCCAUGAUUCCUAGUCCGAUUAAUGAUGUCAACAAACCCUAAGUUUCCGAGGCUUGGUAUUGGUGCACAAUGAUUUUGGUUUAUCAAAUGUGAUGACAAUAUGCAUUUUGAGUAAUUUUAAACCUGUGACAUCUAUAAAAUGGUUAUAAACAUCACUGCGUAUAAUUCAUCUAAUUCUGUGGUACUAAAUUAAGCAUUUAUACGAAUAAUUAAGGUUUUAAUCGAAGUAAACUUACAAUUGCCGCGCUGUUUUAAUCCCUGUUCUGUAGUAUUUUAUUUCACUAUUGUGUGUAGAUACUAAAUGAUGUUACAUGACGUAGGUUUUUUGCCGAUUCUACAAGAUUGGCUGAUGAAGAAUUAAAUGUUGAAAAAUAAAAAUAAUGGCAAAAUAUUAUAAUUACCUGAUGACAGAAGAAUACUUUUCCUUGCAGACAUAUUUUGUUAUUUUACGUCCGAUUUGCUUCUCCGCGAUAGCGGUGUUAAACAAUAAUCAUUCAUUUGAUAUCUAUGGUCUCCCUGUUCUUCCGGUAAAAUGACGGCUUCGAAAGGCCAAAUUCAUAUUUUCAAUCAAUCAAUCGAUUCCUGUAAAAUGUUUUAAUCAGGGGAAAAUUAUUCUAACUCAUAUACAUGUGUACAUUUGAUAGUUAGCAUACUAUAAUCGUUUUUAUAUAAUUAUUAUUUCUAUAUUUAAGUACCAGAAAAGUUGACAUAUCGUUGCGUGAUCAUGUACCCGGAGAGUGAACAUGAUAUAAUUGUUUAUAAACUAUUUUAUGAUCUAUAAUAAAUCUAAUUACAUCGAAACAGUUUGUAUUUUUU
Liolophura sinensis is the source of this 2767-nucleotide messenger RNA. RefSeq names its product cytochrome P450 3A29-like. The transcript has 14 exons. Gene Ontology annotation, molecular function: oxidoreductase activity, acting on paired donors, with incorporation or reduction of molecular oxygen; steroid hydroxylase activity; heme binding. The coding region runs from base 1 to 1659 and encodes 552 amino acids. The record is from RefSeq and is a predicted model, not a curated record. Lineage: Eukaryota; Metazoa; Mollusca; Polyplacophora; Chitonida; Chitonidae.